Messenger RNA from Helianthus annuus (common sunflower), 2482 nucleotides. RefSeq names its product dolichyl-diphosphooligosaccharide--protein glycosyltransferase subunit 2. The transcript is spliced from 20 exons. Gene Ontology annotation, cellular component: membrane; oligosaccharyltransferase complex. Lineage: Eukaryota; Viridiplantae; Streptophyta; Magnoliopsida; Asterales; Asteraceae. Gene Ontology annotation, biological process: protein N-linked glycosylation. Bases 163 to 2220 code for a protein of 685 amino acids. The record is from RefSeq and is a predicted model, not a curated record.
CAAAAAGGUAAAAAAGAUAAAUAUAUUAUUGCCCAUAUGCUACACUUAUACCUAAUACAUUCAGAUUUCAGGCGUUGAAAUUUAGUCCGGCCGAAGACCAGUGACCAGUACUCGACUGGCGUCGCAUGUUCUAACGAUCUACAGCCGAUCAAAUUUGAAACAAUGUCGAGAAAAUUAGGAAUUAUUGUUGUACUACUAGCAGUAGCGUCGAUCUGUGAAUCUGCGGCGAUAUUUCACCCGAUCUCUGAAUCUCACCGGUCUGCUGCAUCAGAACUGUUUUCUGGAUCGUUUUCGAGCUUAGAAGAAGCUUAUGAAGGAUUAAGGACAUUUGAGGUUCUUGGAAUAGAAAAGAAACCUGAUGUGAAGGACCACACUUGUAAGUCUGUGGUGGAUACUCUUUCUUCGGUGUCUUCGAACUCAAGGGACUUGUAUCAUGCGUUACGAGUUAAUGGGAUACUGAAAUGCAGGAUCAGUAAGGAAGAUUUAACGGGCAUUGUAUUGAGAUUUAAAGGUGCCGUCAAAGAUGCAGCAUCUCUUCUAGAUUAUUAUCAUUCCAUAGGUGGUUUGCUACUCGUUAAGGAUCAAAGUUCUGAAGUAGAUGUACAUCUGGAAAAUGCUGAUGGGAUUUUACGCUCCAUAAAGGCUCUCAGCCAAAGUGAUGGAAGGUGGCGUUAUAGUUCUAACAAUCCCGAGUCAAGUACCUAUGCUGCAGGAUUAGCUUUUGAAACCAUUUCUGGAGUUAUAUCAUUAGCAGCUUCUGCAGUCGAUGAAAAUUUGAUUGGCACACUGAAAAAAGAUAUUGUGAAGCUCUUUGACAGUAUUGAGAAAUACGAUGAUGGGUCUUAUUACUUUGAUGACAAGCACAUUGAUGCAAGUGGACAUCAGGGUCCGCUUUCCGCCACCUCAGCCGUUGUUCGAGGGCUGACAGCAUUUGCAUCCACUUCCGAAAGUUUAAAUAUACCCGAGGACAAGAUUUUGGGUUUGGCAAGAUUUUUUCUUGGGAUUGGUGUCCCUGGAAAUAGCAAGGACCUGUUUUACCAAAUUGAUACUUUAUCUCACUUAGAAAACAACAGGGUGUCAGUUCCUCUAAUUUUAUCACUUCCGGCUACCGUGCUUUCAUUGACCACUAAAGAUAAACUCAAGGUCAAGGUGAGCACGGUUCUGGGAUCCACCGCUCCUCCUUUGUCAGUAAAACUGAUGCAAGUUUUCAGCUCCGGUUCAAGAGACGCUUCAGUUCUUAAACAGGAACUUCAUUUUGAUCCAAAAGAAGCAGUGCAUACCCUAGAUGCUUUACCCGAAGGUGUCGAUAUUGGGGAGUAUGUUUUUGCUUUUGAGAUUGUGCUUUCAGAUCCAGAACAUAAAAGAAAAUUUGCUACUGGAGGCCGAACAAAAGUGCCGGUUCACGUUACAGGAGUCGUUAAAGUUGAGAAUGCAAAAGUUGCAGUGCUUGAGGGCGAUAUUGUUGAGUCUGAAAAGAAGCUAGAUUUACCUGGAAAGAAUGAUUUGGCACUUUCAGCGAACCACCUUCAAAAGCUGCACGUAUCAUUUCUGUUGACAACUCCGUUUGGCAAACCGUUCAAGCCUCAUCAGGCCUUGUUAAAGUUAAGGCACGAAAGUGGAGUCGAGCAUAUCUUUGUUGUCGGAAACUCCGGGACGCACUUUGAGAUAACUCUGGAUUUUCUCAGUCUUGUUGAGAAGUUUUACUAUCUCUCAGGCCAAUAUGACAUUGAGCUUACAGUAGGAGAUGCCGUCAUGGAGAACUCUUUCUUACAACCUCUCGGAUCUAUCGAACUAGAUCUCCCCAAGGCACCUGAAAAGUCAACCCAACCCCCUCCACAAGCUGUUAAUCCGUACUUACGAUACGGGCCGAAGCCCGAGAUAGCUCAUAUCUUCCGGGUUCCAGAAAAACUCCCUCCUCAAGAGGUUUCUUUUGCUUUCUUGGGUCUGGUUCUUGUCCCAUUCCUCGCAUUCCUUGUUGGGUUGUUACGUCUUGGUGUGAACUUAAAGAACUUCCCCACAUCAGCCAUUCCCGCCACAUUUGCCAUCCUCUUCCACGGUGGCAUUGCAGCGGUGCUCAUUCUCUACGUGUUUUUCUGGUUGAAGUUGGAUCUUUUCACGACAUUGAAAACCUUGGGAGUUAUCGGGAUUUUCUUGAUGUUUGUGGGACAUAGAACUCUUUCCCACCUUGCUUCAGCGUCAGCCAAGCUAAAAUCGGCCUGAGAAACCCCACCUAUUAGAUACUUUUACUUAUAGAAGUAAUAGACAUGGUGAUACAACUGUUGCUGAAUCAUGAUUAUUACUAGAAAAAAGGCCUUAAAUGUUAGAAUUCAGUUUUGACUAUUGAGUUUGGUAUUGUAAUGCUAUCUAAUCCUGUUUAGAUCUUUUUUAUCGUCUUGAUAUUAAAUCCUAUCUUAAGUGGGACUUGUUUUUUUGACGAUAAAUUAGGACUUUUUUUUUUCUAUGCAUUACUUUUGCUUGUUCU